This is a messenger RNA of Carassius carassius (crucian carp), 745 nucleotides long. RefSeq names its product regulator of G-protein signaling 2-like. The transcript has 5 exons. The coding region runs from base 55 to 648 and encodes 197 amino acids. Lineage: Eukaryota; Metazoa; Chordata; Actinopteri; Cypriniformes; Cyprinidae. The record is from RefSeq and is a predicted model, not a curated record.
GGUAUAAGAGCCACACACUGCAAGACACAACAUGUUUCAGUUCAAUUGAAAGUGAUGGUUAGACUGGCAAAAAUGAGAAAAUCCACAUCAGUUUCGAGCUUGGAGUGUUUGAUCUACUGCAGGAACCCUGACACGACCACGGGACAGAAAGAGAUGAAACAAACAAACUGGAGAUCAAGAAUGCUUUUCAAGACUUUUCCCGUGAGAGAAUCAUGCCACACAUUGAGGAAAUCAUAUGGGCCCACUACUGAAGAAGUGACUGGAUGGGCACAAUCUCUGGACCAGCUGCUGAGCAGCAAAUGUGGAUUGACGGCUCUGCGGCUGUUCAUGAAGUCUGAACACUGCGAGGAGAACAUCGAGUUCUGGAUGGUCUGUGAAGAGUUCAGAAAGAUCAGGUCGAAUUCAAAACUCAAAUCCAAGGCAAAAACCAUAUACGAAGAGUUCAUCAGGGAAGAUUCCUCCAAAGAGAUCAACCUGGACUUCCACACAAAGGAAUCCCUCCACCAAAGCCUUCUGAUCCCAACGCAGUCCAGUUUCAAAGCCGCCCAAAACAGAGUUUACUUCCUGAUGGAGCACAACUCGUACCCUCGGUUCCUGGACUCUGAACUCUAUCGCCGGCUCUGCAGAAUCGCUGCAGGGGAGCAGUAAUGUGUUUAAACCAACGGCAGGUCCGUGUCCCGUGUAGGGAGUGUGUUAUACGAAGAUUUCAGUGUAUUUAAUAUUUAAUAGAAGAUUUGUAAAUAGU